CAACAACACGCCGGCAGUAGGAUCUCAAGAACAGCACAGCAAUUAGUCCUCGACCUGUCAUCAACAACAGUUCUUCUCUUGCCAUGGCUUCAACACAGUCUGGGGAGCUUCAGAUCCCGGGCACUGUCUACCUCGUCGACGUGGCCCAGGACGAAUCCAACAUUCACGCCCGCCACGAUGGCUCGCAUCAGGACAUUGUCCUGGUCCCUCAGCCCAGCUCCGACCCUGAAGAUCCUCUGAACUGGACAUACCGCCGCAAGCUCCUCGCUGUGAGCAUGGGCUACCUGUACGUCCUGGGCACCGGAAUCGCGACAUCCCUGCAGUACUCUGUCCUGGCCAACAUCACUGCCGACACGGGCAUCUCGACGGCCGACCUGGUCCAGGGCACCGGGCUGAUGUUCUUGUUCUUCAGAUGGGCGUGCCUGAUCUGGCAACCCAUUGCCCUCACCUACGGCCGGCGCGGCGUGUACCUGAUCACCAUGUUCCUGACCAUCCCGAUCAUGGUGUGGACGGCAUACUCGUCCUCCUCGGGCGAAUGGGCCGCCCACCGCGUGCUCAUCGGCAUCAUUGUCUCCCCGAUCGAGUCCCUCUGCGAGGUCACCAUCUUCGACCUGUUCUUUGCCCACAACCGCGGCACGUACAUGGGCCUGUACGUGUUCGUCCUGUUCGGCUCCAACUUCCUCGCGCCGCUGGUGGCCGGGUGGUUCAACGACGCGUACGGGUGGCGGUGGACGAUGCACUUUGGCGCCAUCGUUUGUGCCGUGUGCUUCGUCAUCAUGUUCUUCUUCCUCGAGGAGACAAUCUACUUCCGGGAGCGGUCUAUCGAAGGCCAGGCCGCACCGCCGCAGCCGCUGGUACCCGGGGCCUCAACGACAAACAAUCCAGGCAGCGAGACACCCACCGCUACCGCCAAGGACGAAAAGUCCAACAGCCGACCCGCAAGCUCCUCGACCUCCUCCAGCCCGAACCGAGCGAUCUGCCCUCCCCACAGCCAAGGUCUGCUUGGCAAGUACGCCCUCUUCCGCCCGCUCCCGGGCCGCCCGAGCAACCGCGACAUGCUGCGCAUGCUGUACCGGCCGAUUCUCAUGAUCUUCCGCCUGCCCACAGUCGCCUGGUCCGGGUUCCUGUACGGCAUCAACCUGGCGUGGUACAACGUGCUCAACGGCACUGUGAGCCCCGUGCUCACGCGCGCGCCGUACAACUGGUCCGCCGCGCUCGUGGGCUGCGUGUACGCAGGCCCCAUUGUCGGCGCGGCGAUCGCGUGUCUCUGGUCCGGAAAAGUCGCCGACUGGGUGGCCAUCCGGCUCGCGCGGCGGCACCACGGCGUGCGCGAGGCCGAGUACCGCCUCUGGGUCCUCGCGGUCUCGGGCGUGGUCUCGUCCGGGGGGCUGAUCCUCUGGGGCGUCGGCGCGUACCAUGACUUGCCGUGGAUCGGGCUCGUGUUCGGCCUCGGCAUGCUCACGUUCGGCGUCGUCACGGGCGGGUCGAUCGCGGUCAGCUACAAUGUCGACUGCUUCAAGGAGAUUGCGGGCGAGACGACCGUGUCUGUCAUGAUCAUCCGCAACACGAUCGGGUUCGGGUUCAGCUAUGGCAUCACCCCGUGGUGGACCAACACGGGCUUGCAGAACUGUUUCAUCGCCGCGGCCAUGAUUUCUAUUGCCUGCACUGCGACUUUCUUUGUUUUCAUCCUGUUCGGCAAGAGGAUCCGGCGGUGGUCUAUUCCGGCCUAUCAGGGCUUCAUUGCAACUACAGUAGUGUCGCAGGAGUAGUGCGUCGUGGAAAGUCCUGAAAAUCAGCCCGCGGGUAGCUACAAGAGAUGGUGCAAGAGCAAUCUUGAUUUGU
Microdochium trichocladiopsis is the source of this 1842-nucleotide messenger RNA. Its product is annotated as major facilitator superfamily domain-containing protein. Bases 84 to 1769 code for a protein of 561 amino acids. NCBI's taxonomy places the organism in Eukaryota, Fungi, Ascomycota, Sordariomycetes, Xylariales, Microdochiaceae. The record is from RefSeq and is a predicted model, not a curated record. Gene Ontology annotation, biological process: transmembrane transport. Gene Ontology annotation, molecular function: transmembrane transporter activity. The transcript is spliced from 2 exons.